This is a messenger RNA of Symbiodinium necroappetens, 897 nucleotides long. The record is from the annotation of a GenBank genome assembly. NCBI's taxonomy places the organism in Eukaryota, Dinophyceae, Suessiales, Symbiodiniaceae.
AUGGCGCUCCAGCUCUUCUUUACGACAGAGAAGCCUGAGCUCCAAGAUGAGAGUGAUUCGAAGGACUCGGACACUUUUCGACCGCUGGGGAAAGGAUCCGUUUCCGAGGAGAUGUACAGAGAGCAGUCCUUUUGCUCUACUCAGACCGGAAGCUGGACCACCGCCAGCAGCAGUUCCGACAACUUGUCUCGUUUCAGAGGCUCGAAUACUAGCCGGGACUACAAACUCAAGAUGAUGGUGAAGGCCUUCUUAGAGUCAAACGGCUUCUUGCACGUCAACGAACCCCAGCAUUCGUGGGGUCGCACUCGCUACCCAUUGCACGUGGCGGUCUCCCAGAACAAGCCUGCGAUUGUCAAAGCUUUGCUGCUCCUGGGUGCGCGGCGCAAUGUGAAGACGCGGCGGGGCCUCACCCCGGAGGACCUAGCACGCCGCAGCGGCUUCGAAGAAGUCCUCAAUGUUUUGGAACAAGCGACGCUCCAGAAAGAGAGCACGCUUGAAAGCUCCCAGUCGCAGUCUCGAUUCCCUUCCGAGCCGGAGAUGUACAGGGAGCAGUCCUUCUCCUCCACCCAGACGGGAAGUUGGGAGACCAGCGAGGGCAGCCCAGAGCGAAAGGCUAACGGCUUCAUGCACAUCAACGAAGCCCAGCAUUCGUGGGGUCGCACCCGAUACCCAUUGCAUGUGGCGGUCUCCCAGAACAAGCCUGCGAUUGUCAAAGCCUUGCUGCUCCUGGGCGCGCGGCGCAACGUGAAGACGCGGCGGGGCCUCACCCCGGAGGACCUAGCACGCCGCAGCGGCUUCGAAGAAGUCCUCAAUGUUUUGGAACAAGCGACGCUCCAGGAAGAGAGCACGCUUGAAAGUUUUGCCUCGACGAAUGGCAUGGCGAGCAUCCAAACGUGA